Messenger RNA from Colletotrichum spaethianum, 627 nucleotides. RefSeq lists its product as uncharacterized. Gene Ontology annotation, cellular component: exon-exon junction complex. Lineage: Eukaryota; Fungi; Ascomycota; Sordariomycetes; Glomerellales; Glomerellaceae. The coding region runs from base 1 to 627 and encodes 208 amino acids. The transcript has a single exon. Gene Ontology annotation, biological process: mRNA processing. The record is from RefSeq and is a predicted model, not a curated record. Gene Ontology annotation, molecular function: mRNA binding.
AUGGCGGCUCCUCGACGCAGAAAGAUUGGUCACAGAAGACGCAUCGAGGACGAGGACGACGGAGAAGGUGGACCCGACCAGCUCGAUCUCGAUGAUGACUCUCUGACCGAGGGUUCCAUCGUUAGCGAUGACCACGACCGCGGCAACGACAGCGAUACAAGCAAUAUCGACGAGGCUUCUCCCGUCACCCCCAACCCUCGGAAGGCAGCUGGAAAUGGAAAUGCGAAGCCUGCUGGCCGGAGCGCCUCAGCCGUGGGCCCACAGACGACCAGCAAGGCCGUGUCCGAUGCCGAUGAGAAGCUCUCGGGUCUAUCUAUCAGCGACCAGCCCGAGCCUGACCAACAGGGACAACUCGACGGCGCUGCAUCCCCGCCCAAGCCGUCUGCCCCUCUCGUCGUGAGCUCACACUCGUCACGCCCGACGGAGCCUGUCAAUGAACGUCGUCGUCGGGAACACGAAGAAUACAAGCGGAGAAGGGACGAGGACCCCGCCUUCGUCCCCAACAGAGGGGCCUUCUUCAUGCACGACCAUCGCCAUGCCGGACCCUCUGCCAACGGCUUCCGACCUUUUGGGAGAGGCCGAGGACGUGGCCGUGGCGGGGGCAUCGGGGUCCCUACGCACCGAUGA